AUAUAUGUCAUAUGUCUAUGGUUUAUCGCAUUUAUUGUACCGGAUACACCGAAGAAUCAAUUUAUGAAAAUUUCCCAAAGAAAUAUAGAUAUUUAGGUAGCAUAUUUUUUCGUCUCUACCGGCUUGUUUUGUUAUGCGGUGAAUGCCAUUGGCAGCCAUUGCAUUGAUUGCCAACGUGAAAGGUAGUGUAGUCUGGUUGCUUGUCAAUCACACCUGCAUUUUGAUAAGUAAGGAUCUAAAGUACAUCUAAUUAAUUACAUUGAAAAUGUCUGAGCACAAAGUUAUAUUAGUCACUGGGGGAACUGGCUUGGUUGGCAAAGGUAUUGAAGCUGCUAUUGAGCAGGAAGGGAAGAGACCCAAUGAAGAAUGGCACUUUGUGUCUUCGAAAGAUGCUGACCUCACAGAUCGCAAUGCCACUGAAGCACUAUUUGAAAGAAUCAAACCUACUCAUGUUAUUCAUUUGGCAGCCAUGGUUGGUGGUCUGUUCAGGAAUCUUAAAUAUAAUCUUGACUUUUUUAGAAUCAAUUCCAAAAUCAAUGACAAUGUACUGAGUAUCAGCCAUGAAUAUGAUGUUCAGAAAGUCGUCUCCUGUCUGUCCACUUGUAUUUUCCCAGACAAAACAACCUAUCCUAUAGAUGAGACUAUGGUACAUAAUGGUGCACCCCAUGACAGUAACUUUGGAUAUUCCUUUGCUAAAAGGAUGAUUGAUGUCCAAAACAAAGGUUACCAUGUGCAGCAUGGUCGCAAAUUUACAUCUGUUAUUCCAACCAAUGUAUAUGGACCACAUGACAACUUUAACCUGGAAGAUGGGCAUGUUUUACCAGGUCUUAUUCGUAAAGUUUAUGAGGCUAAAGAAAACAAUACACCUUUUGUAAUAUGGGGAACAGGCUCACCGCGUCGACAAUUUAUCUAUUCUUUGGACCUGGGCCGCCUUUUCUUGUGGGUAUUAAGAGAAUAUGAGGAAGUGUCACCAAUUAUUCUGUCAGUUGGAGAAGAGGAUGAGGUAUCCAUAAAAGAGGCAGCAGAUUUGGUGGUGGAGGCCAUGGAUUUUACUGGAGAAGUUAUUCAAGAUACCACUAAAUCAGAUGGUCAGUUUAAAAAAACAGCAAGCAAUGCCAAACUGAGAAGCUAUUUGCCUGAUUUCAAGUUUACUCCAAUACGUCAAGCUAUCAAAGAAACUUGUGAUUGGUAUGUUGCAAACAGAGAUGCUGCCCGCCAUUAACAGAUCAUGCUCCCCAUAGGUCCACACUGAAUCCAUAUUUGUGACACGCAUCUUUUGGGGUUUUGAUUUUUUUUUUUUCAUGAUCAACUAUUUAUAUUGUAUCACAUAUAUCAUUUUAAAACUGCUUUUGUAAGGGGCACAGCAAUCUCAGUCUUGUUACUUUAAAGCACCAUGAAGUACUCUGAAAUGAAUCAUAGAACUUGACAAGCGUUUAUCUAAUGUUUCUUUUUUUUCUUUUUAAAUAAAUAUGCUUACAUCAUAUUUUGAUUUUUUUGCUGUUUCAAAAACAUAGACACUAUUCAAUUUGUUUCUUUUAGAUUUUAUUUUGGAUCAUUCACAUCAGCGUAACUUUAAAAAACUGUAUGUUUACCAUUUUACUGUAUUGGUGUGCCUUUUAAAUUAUGCUUUUGCUAUGAACAAAUAUAAUCUACAACUAUAUAAAAAAAGGACAUAAAUUGUGCUGUUGUGUUCAUUCAAAUGAAUCACAUAUUAUUUUAUUUCAUUAUUCUUAUAAUUUCUUAACAUCAUGGCUCAUUCUACAGUAUAUAAACUAGAAAACUGCCUUCCCUUGGCUUCAGUCUGAAAACUCAAAUAUGAGAAAUCCAUUGUGAAGUGUUUUAUACUUACAGCCCAUCAUUGGGAGUAUGUGCUGCCAACCUUAGACCUCCAUAGUCCCCUGUGUCUGCAUCUACUUUCUGUUGCCAGGUGGUUUUAUGAUGUCCUCUUUUUCUCUUGCCUAGUGGGUGCCACUUUAUUGCCUGCCUUGUAAUGCUAGUUGAUGCUUUGUGCAAAAUGUGCCCAAUCCAACCCAAUCUUCUCUUUCUGAUUUCUUCUUUUAUGGGAGAUUGGUUAGUUCUUUGCAGGAGGUCAGUGUUGCUGAAGUCUUAUAUAUUUUUAUAUAUUUAUUAUAUAUAUAUAAUUAAAGAAAACAAUGCUUCAUUACUACUAAACCUAUUACAUCACUUUAUAAUAGCCUUUAUUUUAAGAAUCAAUAUUUUAGCGGUAAAAUAUGUAAUUCAACACAUCUCAUAAUGUUCCAUUCCAUUUUAUUCUUAAUCUCACUAGCAGAAGUGUGUGUGUGUGUGUCUGCUCUCUAGUACAAUAACCAGUCUCUUUUGUUUUUCAUAUACCAUCACUUUUUUUUUCUUUUUUGUUACAACUAAUUGUCCAACCUUAAAAUGUUCAUUUGCUCAAUUGUUUUUUUUUAAAGGCUGUAAAACAGAAUUUGAUGUCAUCAUUUCAUGAUAUUAUGAUUUUGUACUUGUAAGUUAGUAGUUUUUUGUUUUUUUUUUCAAAUGCAUAGAGGGAUUGUUCUUUUCAUUAUGUGGGAUUGUGAAAUUGGAAAUAUGUUUUCUGAGGGCAAUAUAAACAUUUUUUCUUGGUAAUUAAAGUUUGUAAAUCCUUA
Molecule: messenger RNA, 2627 nt
Organism: Biomphalaria glabrata
Lineage: Eukaryota; Metazoa; Mollusca; Gastropoda; Planorbidae
Product: GDP-L-fucose synthase-like
Exons: 10
Coding region: 266-1222 (318 amino acids)
Biological process (GO): nucleotide-sugar biosynthetic process
Molecular function (GO): GDP-L-fucose synthase activity
Source: RefSeq, a predicted model, not a curated record